Messenger RNA from Zychaea mexicana, 1093 nucleotides. RefSeq lists its product as uncharacterized. The record is from RefSeq and is a predicted model, not a curated record. NCBI's taxonomy places the organism in Eukaryota, Fungi, Mucoromycota, Mucoromycetes, Mucorales, Lichtheimiaceae. Gene Ontology annotation, molecular function: zinc ion binding. Gene Ontology annotation, cellular component: cytoplasm. Bases 37 to 954 code for a protein of 305 amino acids. The transcript has 6 exons.
ACUCGUUUUCGUUCACCUUGUUACCUGCUUAUUACCAUGGAAUUGCCUCAUAUUGGAAAACAUUGCUCAUUACCUAACUGCCAAACACUCGACUUCUUGCCAAUCACUUGUCUUUUUUGUCAUGAGACCUUCUGUGGGCCUCAUGGACUCCCUGCAGAUCACGACUGUUCGGAAUGGGAACAGGUAGAUAGACGCGUAGUGCAGUGCAACAGCUGUCAAAACAUGGUAUUGGUGCCUGAAGGUUCGCGUGUCGAGCAAGCACUAGAAGAACACAUCUGUCGACCACUAGACCUAGUCAAGAAGAAAAAGUGCGCUGUUUCCGGGUGUCGCGAGUUCGAACAACACAAGGUCGUAGUGCCAGUACACUGCAAUGGCUGUGAUAAGGAUUUUUGUUUGAAGCAUCGGUUAAAGAUGGAUCAUGAAUGUCCUUCGUUGGAUGUGGAUGAAAAGGAAAGUCGGAAGCAGGCUGCACAAGAAAAAAUAAGCAAGACAUUUUUGAAAACUACAACAGCAGCAACAGGAGGAGGAGCAUCAAGCAACAAGAAGGUGGUAAAACCAAUGGUCAAGAAGAAGAACACCAUGGUGGAACUGAUGAAAAUGAAAUUAAAAGCAAAGGGAUCUACUUCAAUACCGUUAUCAGCAAGAAUCUAUUUGCAUGUAGAAUUUCCCAAAGAAUGCAACCGACCCACCCAACCCAUGUAUUUUGAUAAGACAAUACGAGUAGGAAGGAUGUUGGACAUGGUGGCUGAUGCAUGUAGUGUGAAAAACGAUAAUAAUCAAUUACCCGAGUCUGAUCCCCAGCGCCUGUCACUAUUCCACUAUACUCCUGAAGAAGCUUUAUUACAAUUAGACCUAGCAAACAAACUGGAAAGCGCGCUUAGCAAUACCGAUCGGAUUUUGCUGGAACGGCUGGAAACGCAGUUUUCGAAGAAUAGCAGGAAAAUUUCUCGUUGAAUAGUAUUAUUUUACGUAAGCUUUAGAUUUAAAGGAUUUCAGUUAACCUCUUUCUAUGUGAAACUAUGGUAAUUUUUUUUAUCCUUGUAAUUAUGUGCGUAAUGUAAGAAGAAUGUUACUAUUACAGAAUUUUAACUGG